AAAUAAUGCAUGUUGUUGCAAAAGUAAAGAGCCACUCCUCUCUCAGUGGGCGUAUUCUGUAAACAAGCAGAAAAUGGCCACUUCUGAUAAAAGCAAGAGAACUGUUCCAGGAUAUUUCAGUUAUUAUUCAAUUGAAAAUGCCCGUUACUCUAUAGAAGCAGAAUCGAAGGUGAUGUCGUCCUUCCCGGACCACACCAAUGAAGACAAGUGUUUUAUAUUGACCCCAAGAUCCACUCAAGAUGAUCCUAUAAUAAUGGCUGUAUUUGAUGGUCAUGAUGGCAGUAAAGGUUCCACGUUAGCAGAAGGUAUGCUGUACAGCAGAUUCAUUAAUCCAGAUGUACUGGAUGAACUCAAAGCUAAUCCCAUGGAAACACUAAACCAACUGAUACUUGAAACUGAAAAAAAGUUCUUUCGAGAAAUUAGAAAUUUUGUAGAAGAAAAAGAUGAUAUUUUAGGCACAUUACCAAAGGGUGUAACGUCGUAUGAAGCUUAUAUACUGUAUCCAGAGAAGAUUAACAGAUUGCAAGAGAUAGAACCAGAGCUGGCUGGAGGGACUACUGCUGUUAUUGCAGUUGUGUUUAAUAAUAAUCUUUAUGUAGCCAAUGUUGGGGACUCAAGAGCUAUUGCUGUUUAUAAGGAUCAACAUAAACAACUAUCAGUUGAUCAUGGUGUUGAUAAUGAAGAUGAACUAAAGAGACUAAAGGAUCUUGGAUUGGAUAUCGAACAAAUAAAGAGAAAUGGCAGACUAGGAAGUCAUGAAAAUACAAGAAGUAUUGGGGACUAUAAUAUUAAAAUAGGAUACAAAGAUGUGGAUGUUUUAAGUUCAGCUACUGGUCCUCCUGGUAUUGCUAUUCCAUCAAUAAAUGGUCCUUAUCCUAUUAAUGAUAUUGAAUACAUUUUAUUAAUGUCUGAUGGUGUGUACAAGACAUUAGAGUAUUUAACAGAUCCUCCUACCAGUGAUGUAUAUCCUAGACUACUCCAGUUAAUACAAGAAGCUGAAAAGAGUGUCGAUCUUCAAGAUAUUGCAAAUAAAGUAUUACAAGAUAUUAAAAUAUCACACGAAGUAGUUUACUAUGACAGUGCAAUGACUGAUCCUAGAUCAACAGUAGCUGUUAACUGCAGGAAACGUGAUGAUAUGACUUUGAUUGUACUUAAAUUUUAAAGAGAUGAUCACUAAUCCCCAUGUGUGUGUGUGCUGAUAUAUGCAUGUUUUAAUUAUGUAAUCAUGCAUAUGACUGUUUUGACAAAAUGUUAUAAAAGAAUUUCAUUAGUA
Amphimedon queenslandica is the source of this 1273-nucleotide messenger RNA. Its product is annotated as TGF-beta-activated kinase 1 and MAP3K7-binding protein 1-like. The coding region runs from base 74 to 1162 and encodes 362 amino acids. The record is from RefSeq and is a predicted model, not a curated record. The transcript has 5 exons. NCBI's taxonomy places the organism in Eukaryota, Metazoa, Porifera, Demospongiae, Haplosclerida, Niphatidae. Gene Ontology annotation, biological process: protein dephosphorylation. Gene Ontology annotation, molecular function: protein serine/threonine phosphatase activity.